AAAAUGGUGCGCUUCAAAAAAGGCAAGACAAAGAAAGCUUUAGACCUCUGGCAACAAGCAGGAGGUAGAGAUUUCAUCACCAGGUCUUUAAUUUCUCAUGGUUUUAGUGAAGUUAAUGUUACAACUGAACAGUGGUCCUCAGUUACACUUACAGUGUUUAAAAGUAAUAAGAAAGAGCAUCUUAAGUGGUUGAGGGUCAUCUGGGGUGAAGACCGACGUGGAGUCCGGACUGAGGUGCUUCAAGCAGCACUACCCAACCCCAAGAGCCCACCUGCCACAAAGGUGAAGAAAAGAAAAGUGGACCAACAGGAACAAGAUGCACAGGGAAAUUUGACCUGGCUGUGGGAAAAAAAGGACACAGAGGUGGUCGUGGCAGUGCUCCCCUCACAGAUGAAAGGACGCAUGUUGCUUAUCCGCCACUGUGAGCUAUGCUCACUUCGACCCCACCAGUGGUUGACAGGGGAGGUAAUUGAAGGCGUGUUUCAUGUUGCUGCCGACAAAUUUGCCGUUCUGAACAAAAUGUACUUGCUAAAUCACUACACAGCAAGUGUCAUUUUGUUCGGGGACAGAACUCAGCUAAUAUCUCACAGUUUACCGAAGGUCAACUUUGACAACUAUGAAGCUGUCCUGUCCUUUGUACUUGUCAACAACAACCACUGGAAGUUGCUGUACAUUCAUGCCAAAACCAGCACCGUAUUCCUGGUGGAUCCAGCUCAAAGCAUCAAAGAGCUUGAUGACUCCGAACAUGCUGCCAAAAGAAUACAGUCAAUCAAAAUGCAAUAGAUAUUUGAAAAUUCAAAGAGUACUUCAGGAUGAGGAGGACACGCCACAGCAUAACAGACUGGGUGGAUGUUAAGUGGAAGGGAGGCGUUAUGGGCCACCCACUUCAAACGGAUGGAUGUAGCUGUGGUGUCGUUGUUGUGAAGAUGGCAAAGGCAGUCAUGGAGUCCUUCCCUCUGAUCCCGAAUGUGAAUUUCGAGUGUUCGAAGAAAUACAUGAAACGGGAGAGGAGAGAACUGGCUCUCGAAAUCCUUGAGGCAUCAGGUUCAGUGUGAUGACUGUGAACGAUGGUACCAUGCCCAGUGCCUGGCAAUGGACAGCAGAGACUUUAAAAAGGCAGAGACAGGAUAUUGGAAUUGUCCUUUGUGCAAGUAAUACUUGAAAUGUGCUCAAUGAUGACGAUUAGUAAAACAUGUGUCCUGUGUAGCCUU
This is a messenger RNA of Gymnodraco acuticeps, 1211 nucleotides long. RefSeq lists its product as uncharacterized. The record is from RefSeq and is a predicted model, not a curated record. The transcript has 9 exons. The coding region runs from base 4 to 783 and encodes 259 amino acids. Lineage: Eukaryota; Metazoa; Chordata; Actinopteri; Perciformes; Bathydraconidae.